Molecule: messenger RNA, 1781 nt
Organism: Synchiropus splendidus (mandarinfish)
Lineage: Eukaryota; Metazoa; Chordata; Actinopteri; Syngnathiformes; Callionymidae
Product: Na(+)/H(+) exchange regulatory cofactor NHE-RF2-like
Exons: 6
Coding region: 245-1483 (412 amino acids)
Biological process (GO): protein localization to plasma membrane
Cellular component (GO): apical plasma membrane
Molecular function (GO): protein-membrane adaptor activity; signaling receptor binding
Source: RefSeq, a predicted model, not a curated record
UCUGAUGGACGGACCUCGACUGACUCCAGCCCUUUCCCGCCCCAUCGCUUCGUCUCAAAGCAUGGAUUAACCACCUUUUAACAACUUAAGACGCCCUUUUAUUUGUUUUUUAUUCCCGAAAUGAUGGUGACCUGUGAUUCAAUGGAGUUCUUCUUCAUGUUGUGGAUCCGCCACCUCACCGAUGCGAAGCACCGUCUGCUCUCCUGAGAGCCUCGCACCUGCUCCUCAACUUUGACUUUCAGCGAUGGAAAACGCGCUGAGACCCAGACUCUGCUUCCUCACCAAAGGGGCCACGGGAUAUGGCUUCCACCUGCACGGCGAACGCAACAAAGGUGGACAGUUCAUCCGAAAAGUGGAGCUCGCUUCAUCGGCGGACAUGGCCGGGCUGAGACCCGGAGACCGAGUGGUGGAGGUGAACGGGGAAAACGUGGAAAAUGAAAGCCACCAACAAGUUGUUUCUCUGAUCUGUGAGGUUCCGCACCGCACCAGACUCCUGGUGGUGGACAGAGAGACGGACGAGUACCUGCAGAGCUGCGGCCUGCCCUGCACCGAAGACUUAGCCAUAGAGAUGGGAACCCUCUCGCCCCGUCCAUCACCGGCACACACCCCCUCGGCCUCUCCUCUGCCCAGAGGGAGCUCACCUCUCACACCAAAACCCAGCCACUUCUUCACUGCUGUAGAUGUGCGGCGGAGCACACAAGUCAGAAGCAAGAGGUCGUCUCUGACGUCAAGUACAGCCACUGACCCCGAGCUGCAGGUGGAGCCGUCACCGGAACCGUCAGAGGAGCCGCUGCCUCGCCUCUGUCACCUGGUCAAAGGAGAAAACGGCUACGGGUUCAAUCUGCACAACAACAAAAGCAGGGGCGGACAGUUCGUGCGGUCUGUGGAUCCUGGCUCCCCCGCUGAGCUCUCAGACCUCAGGCUUGGCGACCGACUGGUGGAGGUGAACGGAGUGAACAUCGAGGGCUUGAGGCACUCGGAGGUGGUGGCUCUGAUUCGUGCUGAACUGGAGGGAGUGCGCCUCCUGGUGGUGGACAAAGAGACAGACGAGCUGUUCCUGAGACUGGGCAUUACCCCCACUUCCUCUCAUGUCAAAGAAGCCUAUGUGGAGGACUCGGCCCAGGAGGAGGCCUACCCCACCCCCUCACCCACCACCUCCCUGCCCACCACACACACACCCAUCAUACAUGUUACGCUGACAGACACUCAGAGCAACACGUCCCCCAAAUCUCGGACAAACGGCAGCUCGGCGUCCCAGUCGUCCAGAAGCUCCACCACCCACUCAGAGCUCAGCAGCUCCGACAUGAGCAUCCAGGUCCUGGACGAGGACGACAGGCGCGUGUCGGACCCCUUCAUGGAAAGUGGCCUGCGGCUGAGUCCGACGGCUGCCGAGGCGAAACAGAAGGUCCUCGCCAACCGCAACAAGAAGAGAGCGCCUCCUAUGGACUGGAGCCAGAAAUAUAAGAUCUUCAGCAACUUCUGAGGCCAAACAGUGAAAAUGAACAAUGACUAGUUCCAGUGAAUUCACAACAUUUAGUGUGAGAGCAUUGAUGUAUUUCAACUAUUUAAUGUCGUACCUCGAUGAUGGCGCAGCACUGUACACAAGCAGCAGUUUCACUUUAGUUUGAAUGUCCUCAGCAUAUAAUCGGAGAUUUCACAUUGUAUUUUUGUAGACACAUUAGAGCGUUUUCUCAAAUGUGAUUAUUUAAAAAUAAAUAUACAAGGACUGACCACGAUUGUUUGUCUGUCUGACAAGUAUUUUACCUCAACAACAGCUCAAA